AUGGACCUCGAACAACGUAUCAAGGCCUACCGCUUCGUCGCCUACUCGGCCGUCGCCUUCUCCGUCGUCGCCGUCAUCUCGGUAAGUUUCAGAAGCUCUCCGCAGCUCGAUCGGAUUCCAAUGUUCACCUUUUCAGGUGUGCGUCACCCUCCCAAUGGUGUACAACUAUGUCCACCAUGUGAAGAGAACGAUGCACUCUGAGAUCAACUUCUGCAAGGGAUCCGCCAAGGACAUCUGGAGCGAGGUCAACCACCUGAAGGCUAUCCCAGCCGGAAACCGUACCGCCCGUCAAGCUGGAUACGAUGCUGGAGUCACCGGAGGAUCCGCCUCUGCCGGAGGAGGAUGCGACGCUUGCUGCCUUCCAGGAGCCGCCGGACCAGCCGGAACCCCAGGAAAGCCAGGACGUCCAGGAAAGCCAGGAGCGCCAGGACUCCCAGGAAACCCAGGACGCCCACCACAGCAGCCAUGCGAGCCAGUCACCCCACCACCAUGCAAGCCAUGCCCAGCCGGACCAGCCGGACCACCAGGACCACCAGGACCAGCCGGAGAUGCCGGAUCUAACGGAAACCCAGGAGCCCCAGGAAACGACGGACAGCCAGGAGCCCCAGGAAACAAGGGACCAUCUGGACCAAACGGAAACCCAGGAGCCCCAGGAGCCCCAGGACAGCCAGGACAGGAUGCUCCAUCUGAGCCAAUCACUCCAGGAGCACCAGGACCAGCUGGACCAGCCGGACCACAGGGACCACCAGGAGCCCCAGGACAGCCAGGACACGACGGACAGCCAGGAGCCCCAGGACCAAAGGGACCAAACGGAAACCCAGGAGCCCCAGGAGCCGACGGAAACCCAGGAGCCCCAGGACAGUCCGGAACUCCAGGAGGUGCCGGAGAGAAGGGAAUCUGCCCCAAGUACUGCGCCAUCGACGGAGGAGUCUUCUUCGAGGACGGAACCCGCCGUUAA
Molecule: messenger RNA, 958 nt
Organism: Caenorhabditis sp. 36 PRJEB53466
Lineage: Eukaryota; Metazoa; Nematoda; Chromadorea; Rhabditida; Rhabditidae
Source: the annotation of a GenBank genome assembly